Meloidogyne enterolobii is the source of this 2766-nucleotide messenger RNA. The record is from the annotation of a GenBank genome assembly. NCBI's taxonomy places the organism in Eukaryota, Metazoa, Nematoda, Chromadorea, Rhabditida, Meloidogynidae.
UUUUUUGUUUUAAGUUGCAAAGAAAUUAAAAUUCUAACAAAAAUGCAUCAACCAAAUAAUUUGACAACUUCUACAAAUUUUCACUCUUUUCAAUUACCACAAUCUUCUGCUUCUACUACACAUUUUCAGACAACAACACUUUCCCCUCAACACAAUUUAAAAUGCUCGGCUGUUGUUCAACUAAUGCCUAAUUGUCAUCCAACUACAGCAAUGGCUAAUCAACAACAGAAUAUUCCCUCUUCAGGCCAGCUACAUUUGAUAUCGUUUAGGCCUGUAAUUGAUAAUGGAACAAAAUUUUUGGAUUCAAAUUCAUGCCAACCAGGCUCUUCUACUUUUGCGGCUGCUUUUGUUCCUGCAAAUUUGAUUCAUUCUGGUCAACACAACCACCCACACGGACCAAAUCCGCCUACAUUUUUGGGAAUUAAUGAUUGUCUUCCCCUACCACAGACAUUUAGUCAAUUGCCACCUCUGCCUCCUCCUCCACCAAAUAUUUUUAUUCAACCACCCUCGGCUUCAACAGCACAUUCAAAUUUUCUUCCCCAAACGUUUUUGCCCCAGUCUACGGCCGCUGCAGUUUUACACAAAUUAGCCCAUCCUGUUAUGGCUGUUCAUCACCAUCAACAACAUAUUGUUACUACACCUAAUAAAAAAUGUCGGCCUCCAUCGUUAGACGGCGCUGGAGAUUGGACUACUGCUGUUACAGGAUGGGAACAAGCAGCAAUGAUAAAAAACAAAAUUGGAUUACUCGUCAACAAUCGCUUCCGAAUUAUGCAAAGCAUCGCUUCUGGUUCUUAUGGUGAAAUUUUUGCAGCAGAGGAUUUGCACAGUCCUGGAGUUAAAAAACAAAGAGUUGCUGUUUACAAAUCUGUUCUUUAUGAAGAUGGAAAUGGAAAAGUUGAAGGUUUUCCUCAAGUUUAUUGUUAUGACCACGAAUUUGGGCACAACAUAAUGGUAAUGGAACUUUUGGGAGCGCCGGUUGCCUCUUUAUUUGCUUUUUGCAAUCGAAGAUUUGCUCGACAGAUGAUUCACAGAAUAAGGCAUUUACACCAACGGGGAUUUAUCCAUCGAGAUAUUAAACCAGAGAAUUUUCUGAUGGGAUUGCCUCCUGGCAAGGAAAGCACUCUUUAUUUAAUCGACUUUGGCUUGGCGAGAAGAUAUCGAUUUCGUGAAGGUGAAAACAGAACAUUGACUCAUAUUCCCUUUCGUCGUGGUCGUAGUUUUAUUGGCACAGCAAAAUAUGCAAGUUUAAACAGUCACAAAAAUAUUGAAUUGAGUCGAAGGGAUGACCUUGAAAGUUUGGCCUAUGUUCUCAUAGAACUUGUUAAUGGCCAUUUACCUUGGAAGAAUAUUUCAAAAAGAAAUGCAACUACAAGACAUCAAGCUAGCCAAAGAAUUAGACAAUUAAAAGAACAAACAAGUUGGGAAGAAUUUUGUCCUUGUUUGGCAAAAUUUAUUCGUUAUUGCCGUGAAAUUCAUUUUGGAGAUGAACCUAAUUAUGAUAAAUUGCUUGAUAUGUUACAAUCUGUUCUAAUACCGGAAUUGUCAGUGUUUCCUGCUCCUUCUCUUCCCGUUUGCAAAACUGUUGAAUGUUCUACUGGUGAUGUUUCUACAAAAUCUAGCAAUAAGACAUCAACAAAAGCGUGUUGUCAAACACUAAAAACUGCAGAAAAAACGACUCAAGUUAAUUUUGGACAAGAUGAUACUGAAGAUUUUGAGAAACAGUCUGCACAACAAUUGGAACAAUUUGAAAAGGAGAAUGAUAGAAGACGAAGUGAUUUUGAUGAAAAGAUGUCUGUAACCACUACAAGUGAUGAAACGAUGUCCGCAAUGGCACAAUCUAUGCAGAAUUUUGCUAUUACUACUACUGCUGUAGAAAAUACUAAUGCUGUUAGUAGCGAUUAUGACGAACUUGGUGGAGCUGCUACAACAACUACAAGUUGUUCUGAAAAUGAAUUGGAUCCAAGUGGGCGUGUUUCUCGUAGUAGACCAACAAUACGAAGUGGAACUGGAACUGCCGAUGAUGAAGAUUCACAACCAACUCCCCAACAAGAACAACAUCAGGUCUGUAGAAAAUGUCGUCGUCUUCGAGAUCAAACUCACCAACAGCAACAACAAAAACGAGUGAAAGAUCAACAAAUUUAUCAUUUAAAACAGAAAAAGCCUCAACAAAGGGUUGAUACAGCUUUACAAACUGACUUGGGGAAUGAUUAUAAUUUUGUUGGAGGAGGAAGACAAUUUAAAAGAUCGUCCACAUUACCGCCAGAACAACGAAGAAUGUGUUGGCAAAAUGCACGUGAAAGUAAUGCUGAGAGGAGAUUUCAAUAUGAAAAUAAAUUUAGUUGGACCCUUCCAAUUAAUGCCGAACAACAAUUAUUAUUUACACAACCAUCUGGAAUCCAUCCCGCAAUUCAAAUUAUUUCUCCAUCUGCUGCAGCAUUAUUGCCGAUAUCCCCUUUAAAGGCUCCAACGAUAGCGCAAUUUACUGCUGCUGGAUCGAGGACAACAACAAUUCCCUUUGGAGUUCCAACAAAUGCAUUGAUACAAAAUCAACAAGCUGCUGUAGUACAACAACACAAUCCAUUUAUCCAUCCACCACUACCAUUGACAAAACAAAGCAACAUAAAUUGUCAAAAACACUUUUCUGAUGAGAUGCAAAAUCUUUUACAGAAACAAGGAACACCUUUACAAGUUGCUUUUGUUUUGCCCCCUCCAACACUUGCAGCAGCAACAAUUUCGGAUCAAAUAGGAACUUCAGCUGCUCCGUAG